AUGGUGCCAAAAAGCUACCAGCACAUACUGGCCUUGAUAUUUGCUGUGAAGGAGAUCAAUGAAAACCCCAGAAUCUUACCUAAUGUCACUUUGGGAUUCCACAUCUCUGACAAAAACUACAGUUCACAGAAGACUUUUCGUGGCACCGUGGGUCUACUUUCCACAAAGCACAAGUUUGUUCCAAACUACAAGUGUGAUGCCCAGAACAAUCUGAUCGCUGUUAUUGGGGGUCUUGUUUCUAGAACCACCCUCAACAUGGCCACCAUCUUAAAUUCAUACAAGAUUCCACAGCUGCUGCCCAUUUCGGUGUGCAAUGAAAACUGUCAUCCUGGUUACAGCAGGUUAAAGAAAGAAGGGGAGCCAUUCUGCUGCUAUGACUGUAUUCCAUGUCCACAAGGGAAGAUUACUCACCAGAGAGAUAUGGAUGCCUGCAUCAUCUGUCCAGAAGGCUGUUAUGCAAAUUCAGAACAAGAUCAAUGCAUUCCGAAGGUUAUAAGCUAUCUUUCAUAUGAAGAACCUUUGGGGAUCAGCUUAGCUUUGUCAAGUAGUUGUUUUGCUUUGAUCACGGCUUUGGUGCUUGCAACUUUCAUUAAGCACCAGGACACCCCUAUUGUCAAAGCCAACAACCGGAGCCUCACCUAUACACUCCUUACUUCUCUGCUUCUCUGCUUCUUCUGCUCCUUACUCUUCAUUGGUCAGCCUGGAAAGGUGACCUGCCUUCUCAGACAGACAACUUUUGGCAUCAUCUUCUCAGUAGCCCUUUCUACUCUUUUGGCCAAAACCAUCACUGUGGUGCUAGCAUUUAUGGCCACCCAUCCAGGAUCCAAAAUGAAGAAGUGGUUGGGGAAAAGACUGGCAAUUUCUACUGUCCUUUCCUGCACUUUCCCUCAAGCUGCCAUUUGUAUGGUUUGGCUAAGUACUUCACCUCCAUUCCCAGAUGUGGAUAUGAAAUCAUUGAAUGGGAGAAUCAUAAUGGAAUGCAAUGAAGGAUCAGUCUUUAUGUUCUGUUGUGUUCUGACUUAUAUGGGUUUUCUAGCCAUUGUCAGCUUGAUUGUGGCUUUCCAAGCCAGGAAGUUGCCAGAUAGUUUCAACGAAGCCAAGUUUAUCACUUUCAGCAUGCUGGUGUUUUGUAGUGUUUGGCUGUCAUUUAUUCCAACCUACCUGAGCACCAAGGGCAAAUACAUGGUUGCUGUCGAGAUCUUUUCCAUCUUAUCCUCCUGGGCUGGGCUUCUGGGUUGCAUCUUUUUCCCUAAAUGCUACAUAAUUUUGAUGAGGCCCAAACUGAACAAGAAGAGGGGGCUAAUGAGGAAAACUCAAUAG
This is a messenger RNA of Eublepharis macularius, 1320 nucleotides long. Its product is annotated as vomeronasal type-2 receptor 26-like. Lineage: Eukaryota; Metazoa; Chordata; Lepidosauria; Squamata; Eublepharidae. Gene Ontology annotation, molecular function: G protein-coupled receptor activity. The record is from RefSeq and is a predicted model, not a curated record. The coding region runs from base 1 to 1320 and encodes 439 amino acids. Gene Ontology annotation, biological process: G protein-coupled receptor signaling pathway. Gene Ontology annotation, cellular component: membrane. The transcript is spliced from 3 exons.